This is a messenger RNA of Symphalangus syndactylus (siamang), 762 nucleotides long. RefSeq lists its product as uncharacterized. The record is from RefSeq and is a predicted model, not a curated record. Lineage: Eukaryota; Metazoa; Chordata; Mammalia; Primates; Hylobatidae.
AUGUGCGGGCGGGGGGCGGAGGCCGGGAUCCGGGGGCCGGGGGAGGCCAAUAGGGCGGGGCCGGGCACAGGACGGGGCUUCUUUGCGCCUCCCGGGCCCGGGCCUGGCAUCUGUGGGGCGCUGUGCGUCUCCGAGAACGAAGCGGCCUCCCGGGCGUGCGGCCGCUGGGUUCGUGUGCUCCGAGCCCGAGGACCGUUUGCGGCCGCCGCCCCGUCCUGGAGCAGGAGUGAGGAGGCGCCUCUCACUUUCCUGCGAACCCGCAGAACGGGCGGCCGGCGCUGGGGAGGCCGCCGGAGCUUCCCGCCCCUUCACCAAGCGGCCCUGACACGCAGUCGAAAGUGUGGAUUUUGCCGGUCGCGGCGGCUGCGUCCGGAGUCCCAGCGCCUUGGGAGGCGAGGCGGGAGGAUCCCCACGGCCCGGGAGCUCGGGACCAGCCUGGGCAAAUAUUUUGAAAGUCAUGAGCGGGAUGGAAGGUGGGACCGGGAGAGCUGUUAUCGGGCAGGUGGACGCUGUGGAUUAGCGGAGAUGGAAGGCACUUUUGUUCUCGGCACCGUGAAGCUGUCCUGGUCAAUCCUGUUUUCAUGCUUGAGGAUCUCUGGUGCAGCAGCUCCACCAGCCUUGACACCAGGACUUCUGUGGAAUCCAGAAAUCGCCUCUGCUCGCCACACAAUGCUGGUGUAACCACAAAGGAUCCAGGACUUCUCCUGAUGACUACACGAGUACAGGCGCUCCUACAAACACUGGUAAAGAUUUUCACUUGGG